Molecule: messenger RNA, 621 nt
Organism: Trichomonas vaginalis G3
Lineage: Eukaryota; Parabasalia; Trichomonadida; Trichomonadidae
Product: chromobox protein family
Exons: 1
Coding region: 1-621 (206 amino acids)
Biological process (GO): chromatin organization; negative regulation of transcription by RNA polymerase II
Cellular component (GO): pericentric heterochromatin; nucleus
Molecular function (GO): chromatin binding
Source: RefSeq, a predicted model, not a curated record
AUGGAGGUUGAAAAAGUUUUAGAUGACCGCGUUAACAACGGAAAUAAAGAGUACAAAAUCAAGUGGAAAGGAAUUCCAGAAGAAGAGGCUGAAUGGGAAACGUUAGAUACCCUCGAAAAAUUCAUGGAUGUAAUCAAAGCUUACGAAGAAGUUAAAUCAAGCGGCGAUGAAGAAAUUCCUUUUUCAAAGUCAAAUGAUGACAGUGCAGAAGAAGAGCCGAAAUUCGUAGAAAAGAACGAAACACCAAAAGAAAAAAAGGGAUCCCAAAACGUUAAAUCCGUAGUACAGUCAGAUAGUGAUAGUGAUUUUGAAGAAGAUAACCAAGAAGAUAAUGAGCCUAUUACUGAUGGCAAAGACGAAGAUUUCGGCCCUUCAAAAGAAAGUUCCUCUUCAGACUCAACAAUGGAAUCAGCCGCAGAGAGUUCUGAUUCUGGAAUAGAGGAAAAUGAUGCAGAUGAUACUGGAUCAAUUUCAAUUCUUGGCUGUUAUAAAAAAGAUGGAAACAUUAUGUUCAAGGUUCUUAAAAAUAAGAAUGGAAAGAAGGUUGAUACAUCUCUCAAAGCAUUACGAGCUAAGUAUCCACUUGAAUUAAUCAAAUUUUUCGAAGAUCAAUACGUAUAA